CAGUCCGUGCGAAGCGCCCAUCCAUACGACCACCUCACUCCCCCAUCUACCCUUCUUUCCAUCCCAGCUGGACUCGGUUUCGAAACCAUUCUCAACAUCUUAUUUCCUGUUCACCGCGACCCAAGAGCUGGCCUCUGAUUUCCUUUCCUCUCCUCCUCCUCGCCCUCCUCCGUAUCAUCUUCCAACCUCAGCUUGGUCAUCGCCGUCAGCUGUACCACCCUCCGCCGCCUGUCUGACGGAUUCAGCAUGUCAGAUCCUCCCUCCCAAAGAGAUAUUCAAUUCGCCGUGCGAACCAACACCUCUUCAUCGACCGCAUCCAAUCUAUCCGUAGACAAGGCUCCCUCGUUGAAGUCUCCUCGAACGGCACGCUUCGCCGAAGCCACGACUGUCAAUUCUCCCAUUGACGGACGAUCACCCUUCUCCGAGCCUCCUUCUCGAUCCUACAUGGCGCAACCACAGGUCUCAGACGUCGGCUUCGGCUACGUCAACAAGCAUGAAUCAGUCGAAAUGCCAGACACCGACUACAAUCCUCCACUCACCGCGAAAAUGCCCAUGAGUCCGUUGAAGAGUGCAAUGAGGACGCCCGGUGCCCCACCUAAGAACUUUGGCGCAGCCAUUCUGAGUCCGACAUUCAAAGAAGAGCAGAUGUUGGAGAAGCAUGAACAGCACACCGAUAAGCAACAAGCAAAGGAUUUGGCGAUCAAAACCCGCGUCCGGGUCGCCAAAUUCCUCCUUCGCGGAGUCUCCUUCUCAUGCUCCCUCAUCGUGAUCGCCAUGCUCUCCGCGACUUUCAACAUCUUCUAUGCAUCCCGCAAUCUUCCUCCACGCAACAACCUGCCGCCCUGGGCACCCAAACAGAAGAUCUGGCCGCAAGUCCUCCUCCUCUCCAUCGCCUGCGUCUCUCUGGUCUUCUGUACAGCAAUCCUCUACUCGUACUGGAAAGGCGGACACCGCAAAGCCGAAAAAGUAGCCGUGUACUUCACCGCCUUCUCCGUCGCUAUCUUCAUCGUCACCAUCGUCAUGUGGUCCAUCGGCGCCGCCGUACUGCAGACACAACGCACCAAUUCCAACAACAAAGACAUGUGGGGCUGGUCCUGCGUCAACAACGAGCGCAAAUCCUUGUUUGAGAACGAAGUCGACUACGAACUCAUCUGCCGACUACAGAACUGGUCACUCGUCUGCGCCAUUAUCGAAAUUGUCGUCGAGCUCAUCGUCAUCGUGGUCACCGCGGUCGUGUUCUACAGAUACUGGACUCGCCGCCGUCUCCGCAAGUCCAUGGCUGCCCGCGACCGCGCGAGAUCCGACCUCUACCUCGCUCAACUCCGAUCGCAAUCCGCUCCCAACACUCCCGGCUUUGGAGGCCCUCUGUCCCCUCGAGACGGCGGCUGGCGAGCUCCCACCGGAGCCGAAAUGUCCUACGCUCACGGUCCCGCACUGGAAGACAGUGGCUCUGACCACUCCGUACAGUACAUCUCUGCGACACCCAAGUCAGCCGAGUCGAAACAAGCACCAACAUUCAAACUGCAACCUCCUCCGAUCAAAAUCACUAGCGCCACACCGAAGAUGUCACAGCAAGGAUUCUCACCUGUGGUGACUGCUCCCAGGCGGGACUGCACGCCUUCACCAGAGGACGAUCAGAGGUCGCCAUUCGUGCCGGAGGUGCAGCAGGAGCAUUUCGCGCACCGAGCACCGGGUGAGAUGGUUUAUGCUGAGGUGCCUAUUCCUGGAGCGUACGAGACGCCGCAGUCGCCUGGGUUUGCGAAGCGGUAAGAUGAGGAUUUAAUCUGACCGUGGAAUGUGAUAUGAAUUGGAUAGAAUCAGGCUCAGGAGUACCUUUCAGUCGCUCACGGAGAGAAGAAGCUGGAACCUGGUG
Molecule: messenger RNA, 1873 nt
Organism: Zymoseptoria tritici IPO323
Lineage: Eukaryota; Fungi; Ascomycota; Dothideomycetes; Mycosphaerellales; Mycosphaerellaceae
Exons: 2
Coding region: 247-1770 (507 amino acids)
Source: RefSeq, a predicted model, not a curated record